GGUUGUGAAAGGUUCAGAGUUCACUCUGGUGCACGUGGUUUAAAAUGUCUGCGCCCUUCCACUAAAUAAUGAUACAGACGAAAAUAUUGAAACAGCUAAACGUUUACAGCACAUAGCUACAUUAGAGCUGAGACAUCGCCAAGGGAAUCUUGCUGAAGAUGUCAGAAACCAGCAAUGUCGUUGUACAAAAAGGCACCAGCAGCACAGUUCCCAGAGCUCUGAUCAUUCAAAUGAUGGCGGAAAAAUUCGAACGGCUGCCUGAACUUGACAGGAAAAUCUUCACCUAUGGCCCCAUGUACCUGGGAGGUAAUGGGGCAUUUGCAGGACUGAUUGCCAACAGCUUAUACAGGAGAGCACUGAAUGUCACUCAAGGGCGUUUUACAUCAAAUCUCCCAAUGGCUGUCCUACCAUUCUUGACAACAGUGGCCAUGUAUAAUGUAGCUGUAUCUAAACCAUUAUUGUCUGGUGACCUUAACUGUCCAACCUGUGUCCUGAUAAGAGGUGCCCUUGUCGGCGCAGUUGGUGCUGGUGUAUAUCCUAUUCUGUUGGCUUUGCCUGUGAAUGCAGGCCUUGCAACCAGGUACAACACUACACCAAUGCCAGAAAAGGGAAACGUCCUCCGUUUUUGGAUCAACAUUACCCAACCAAUCCUGAGGAAAAUGGGUGUUGUGAUAGUGCUACAGGUGUUCUUUGGCACCUACCUAAGCUCCAGACACUUUGACAGCUACUUGAAGUUGCUUCAGUUGUCCACAUCAAAUGGCGAGGAGCUUGUGGAUUAAAACGGUAUCAAACUAA
Messenger RNA from Coregonus clupeaformis (lake whitefish), 795 nucleotides. RefSeq names its product transmembrane protein 126A (gene tmem126a). Lineage: Eukaryota; Metazoa; Chordata; Actinopteri; Salmoniformes; Salmonidae. The record is from RefSeq and is a predicted model, not a curated record. Bases 159 to 779 code for a protein of 206 amino acids. The transcript is spliced from 5 exons. Gene Ontology annotation, cellular component: mitochondrion. Gene Ontology annotation, biological process: mitochondrial respiratory chain complex I assembly.